Messenger RNA from Acanthoscelides obtectus, 5659 nucleotides. Lineage: Eukaryota; Metazoa; Arthropoda; Insecta; Coleoptera; Chrysomelidae. The record is from the annotation of a GenBank genome assembly.
CACGGGACAAGUGUAAUCUAGACAUUUUUGAAGGAGAGAAAGAAGUAUGACAAUCAAGGAGGCCAUAAACGAGCCCUACAAUUGUAGGGACGACUGACGAUACGGGCCUUAGCCCCAGUUCUAAAUUUUUUCCGUAAUAAUCAUGCUGAGAUCAGUAUCUAGGCCAUAUUAGAGGUGAUCAAUAUAUUCCUUUAUUGCUGUACUGAAACUAUGCAUUUUUUGAAAAAUGCACGGUUGUCAAGUAUUUGGGGUUGACGAAUAUUUUAACAGUUCUCUGAUGACCCAAAAUAUACCUACUUACCUACAUAUAAUGAUAAGAGCUGAGAUAACCCAUACAAACAAAAGCAGGUUGUGAUAUUGAAUUUGAAAAUAAAGAAAAUUCAUGUUAUAUAUUAUUUGCAUUUAUAUUUUUACAUCUAAGUACAUUAAUCAGAUCUGUAAAUAUAUAAAAUGUAAGAUUUUAUAUUAUAUUUUAAUAUGACGGACAUAUGAGAAUACUUUAUAUUUUUAUUUUCAAAAUACUAUGCUGCCGGGCUUAAUAGGAAUGUCGUAACUUGUAACCAACAAUUUUGUACGUUAGGUUUUAGAAAUUAGUCCAUAAUAAUACUUAUUUUACAACGAAUUAUCAAAAGUAGUCUAAAACAAGGAAUGCACCAUAUAUUUCGGUUUAUGUUUAUGGCAUAUUUACCAGAUGAUCGUUUCUGCAAAUGCGACAUUUCCAUUAAGCUGGGCAGUAUGGUGAAAUGGAAACUGUCCAUAUACCUAUAUGCAAGAGUAAGUAUUGAAUAGCACGUUUCCAAUCAAGCUACCAAGAGAUCACACCUUGCAAGUGAGUGAGUAGAACAGCUAAUAAAAGGUGAGCGUGCUCUCUUUUAUAAUCAUUCUUGUGAGAAAUAUUUGGAGAAAAGUGCGUAAGACAAUCAAUCUCGCCUUUAAAUAUCAAGUUAUCAUUCUGAUGGACAAUUUAAUGAUAUGAAAACACUUUUUAUAAAAAACAAAGAAAAAAGGAUGGAUUCACAAAAUUAUUUGAUAAGCGUCAAAAGAAACACUAAAAGCUAGCAGAAAAGAUAAUAUAAAACAAGUUUUCGUUUGUAAACCGUAUCUUCCAUAUACGAUACGCCAUCCCCGUUCUAAAUCUUGUAGAGGCUCGAGAAGUGCGAAGAAUAGGAUCUUAGCAGAUCCAGCAUACACGACAUAUAGCAAUAUGGCGUUGAAUAAAAAAAAUGAAGCAGCUGAUGCUCUUGACCGAAUGCUAUAAUGUCUUUGAGGAAAGCUGCCAUCGUUAGAUUAAGUAACUUUAUAAACUCGACAUAAAUAGAAAAAUACGAAAGACGCAAACAUAUUAUUUAAGGAAAAUAAACAAUCCAAACAAGAGUGUCACUGCAUUGUUCUUAAUUCACAAUUCAAGUUCAUUUCAAAAAACAACAAUAAUUAAACAUUACUCAAAAAGAAACGUAAUUUAAACACGAAUCAGCUUCAGUGUCAUAGCUCCUGCAUAUAGAAUAUAUUUGAGGUUGUGUAGCUGAUUGCUCUGCCAAAUGUUAUUUAAAACCGGGGAUAUAUCUGAGAAACGUUUUAAUUCGUUCACAUUCGCUGUUAUUGUCAUCACUCCUGCUCGUUUGUGGACAUUCGAUGCAACGUUGCUUGUAAACUGACACAUUUUACGUGUUCCCUGUUCAUUUCCAUUUGCCAAAAACAUUUCUAGCCUUCCACUCAUUCGCGAAGAAGGUUAUUUAAUGGUGUGAGCAUCUGGUACCACCGUGUUUAUUUACUAUUUUUGAAUAAAUUUGAUAUUAAUACUAAUACGUUAUGGCAAACACAAAGAUAAUUGUUUUAUCAAAUAUCAUAUGUCGAGAAAUAGUUCAUUAUUAUAAUUUUAAGAAUGAUUGGAGCAACAGCCAAUGCAUAAAGCUCCUUGAAUUAUACCGCAAACAUCUAGUCCUAUGGAACACAAGCUAUGCAUUUUAUUAUUCAGCCGUUAAAAAGAAAGAUGAUUUGACUGAUAAAAUGAAGAGUUUUAUGGCGUCAUUUAGGGCACAGUAAAGCAAAGGCUCAAAAGUGUAGGAACACGAAAAGGCAAGUUUCAAUGUUUAUUGUGUUUUAAUUGUUACGUAGUUAAUUUCUGAAUACAAAUAAAUUGACAUUAAUUCUGAUAUGGUACCUACUCCAGCAAAUAAUGUGACAUAGUCAAAACAGAUCCGAACAUUCUUUUUAUGUCUAACAUUUUUUUAACGAUAUUUCUAAUUUAAUAAACCUAAAUUAAUUACAAAUAAUGUUGUAGGUCGAAAAGAAGUGUACGGUUCGAAAUGGUUUGCUAUGAAAUACAUGCUUUUCUUGAUUGAUCGUGAUAGACCAAGAAGAACAGUAGAUACCGUAAGUACAUUAUCAGCUUUCUCUCAGUUGUUAAUAGUUAUCUUGCCAGGGCAGCGGAUUAUUUUGAAAAUAUCACGGCUAUCACGUGCAGUAUUCUUUGAUUUGUGUGGUCUGUUUUUAAGACCGUCUUGCCUCCAACUACUGUCCAACAAAAUUCCAUCAAUUUCAGUGUCAAAAGAUCUGGCGGGAGUAUAUACCUCUCGUGAUGUCUUACUUUUGCGUAAAAAAAUGUACAGAUAUGUAAUAUAUGUAAUUGUCAUUAUAAUAAACGUGAAUUGAUCGGGUUGUAGCAGCAUAGGCAGUCCAAUAUUCGGAACACCGAAGACACGAGAUGCCAAAAACAUUUUCGAUAACUCUACGUGCUCUGCUUAAACGGUAAUUAUGGUAUAUUCUUUCUCGUGAACCUUUAGGAGCAAUUCCUGCGUAGGGUUUCAUAAUAUUGUUCAGUAAGGCGAAAGAUUCAUAGGCAAGAAACACAUAUAUGGUACUUCAGAAUGUCCUUCUUGUAGAGAUCUUGGAGCAAGUAAAUUUAGACGUUUUUUCUCAAUCAGAUUAUAUAGUUUGGAUUUUAUAAAUACUCCUCCAUCGAAAAUUCGCCCUUGAUAUCCACAAUCUACGUAGAAAAACUUGUAAUCAGCAUCUACCAAUGCAAAUAAAACUACGCUGAUAAAGGAUUUGUAAUUAUCAUACUCUCUGCCACUGUUGAAUGGCGACUGUAUCAUUAGCUAUUUUCGAGUUCUAAAUUCCUGUUACAGAACGGUUCUGGAACUGCGUAAGACUGAAUGCGUAAAGGGGAAGAUCUCUGGAGCGGUUAUGAACAGUCCGUGAACUAUCAGAAUUUUACCAAAACCCGAACAGCCUGAACUCGGGACUACGGCAACAAAGAAGAUAACUGUGCGAAGAGAACAUUUGUCAGUAAAUAUAACCGCAAUAAGUUGUUAUUAACUGCUUCAAGAUCAUCAUCACUGUCAGACGACGAUGAUGAUGACCAAUCAGAAUCAAAAACUAUCUGUAUUGAAUCCGUUUGUCCACUUCUCCUUUAAUUUUAUAUAAGAAACACUCCCCAACCCGCAAAAAAGUAAACAGAAUUUAAAGCUAAACAUGUCAAACAAUUUUAUCGACAUUGGUACAAGAAAUACGCAUGCGGGAAAAAUCAGUUCAAAAAUGGUCCCGACAGGAAAGCAAGAACUACUUGAACGAUUGUCGAACCAUCGUAGAACUGAACCAGGAUAUAACUCGAACACUAAAUUCCAGUUCUAUAACGGUCCGGUGGUAAUCCAACAGAAACCCGAACACGUCGGUUUCUUCUGCGCAUGCUCCUCAUAGUUCUAGAACAGUAAUGAUAAAAACCCGAAGAAACCUAUUAUAUAUGCUUUUCGUCCAUCGAACCCACACAGUUAGGAAAAUUCCACUUAUCUUCGUAUUCUUUAGAUACUAUCAUUCACUUUUCGGCACCGUCGGGUAGCUGUAAAGAAAAUUGAAAUAUAUUGAAGUUUUAACAAGUGAUUUAAAAACACCUUGUAUAUUAGAUUAUUUCCUACAAUUUGGUGAAUCAUUAAAAAUAACAAACCUAAGGGGGUGUCUAUUUAUAAUCAGUAAUCCAAUAUUUAUUUUUAACAGAUUCAUCAAAACAUGGAAGAUAACAGCGAUUUGGUAAGAGAUGCUGAAGUUGACGAAAGUACUAAUAUUGGAUUAUGAAGGAGAUUAUGAGUCAGGUCAGACAAUCGCAGAUAAUGAAAAGGAUGACCUCAGAGAUCAUAAUAUGAAGCAAAUAAUAUAGGAGAUGCUGCAACUGGUGGCUUAGCAACUGAUGAAAGUCGCGAUGCACAGAAAAUUGUUUCAGAAAGAUCCAUCCCAACGGCGGUUCGUAUACAUUCGAGAAGCGGUAGAUCAAGAAUAAAACCAUCCGAGAAAGCGAAAGACAGUGAGCAACUUGAUAGAGCUAUUGAGUUACUAGAAAAAGCAGCAACUGGACCAUCGUCGAUGCCGCAGUCACAAGGGUUAACCAUUCAUCAUGACAAACAUGCCACUUUUGCACUGCAUAUACCUAGCGGAAAAAUUUCGGGAAUACAGAUCAAUAACAGUCAAGCAUUUACAGUUUGAGAUUCAGAUUUUGUUUGCUGUCGACCUAGAGCAAUAUGACAGAUCUUACUGUUCUAAAACUCAGCUAGCUGUUCUAUCAAGCUUCAAUAAUCCAGUUUUUAAUUCUCAGCCCCAUACAUCUGGUUCUCAUGGAUCUCAGUUACAUACGUCUGUCAGGUCCCAGCCACCUACACCAAAUUCAUACGUGUGUCAACUACUUACACCUAAUUCAAAUGCGUCUCAACCACCUACACCUCAUUCUUACGUGUCUCAGCUGUCUUCAACUCUUUCGUACAUACCAGCUUCAUCUAAUAUGGAUGUUGAGUCAGAUCCACAGGCGUCCACAAGGGGGGCAAGGGUGGGCGGUUAUGGAAAACGAUAAAAAUUAAUACUUUUAUAAUAUAUAAUCUAAAUAAAUACUUUUCUGUUGCAUUUUAUUUCCUCUUUUAUUAUGUAAAUUGUAAAAGAGUCUAAUAAAGGCAAUCUAUUAUCAUCAUUAUUGUAUUUAUAAUUUCGCGAUGCGAUUAGUUCAAUUGAGUCAAUCCAACAGUUACAGUAUUAUUUAUGUCAACAAUUUCCGACCUUCCACUGUGUGCGGGUUGAUAUUUAGCGACAAAUAUCAAUGUCCCGCAUAUGAUCUCAUUGCAACUAGAGAUGAGCAAAAACUCGCGAACUGCGAUUUACUCGCAGCGAUUAUACAAUCGCAAUCGCAACCUGCGAGCCCGUUCCGUAGCAAACUCCGAGUUGCUAGCUGGUGGGUUCGCGUGAGCCGGUAGGCAUGCAACCAACCGAACAAUCGCGGCCAUCCCUUUGGGAGUGACACAUGCGAGUGGCGAUUGGCGGUUAAAAACGAGCGGAUGGCGUUGCUUUUAUAUGGUUGUGAGUUGUGACUGUUGCGAGCUGCGAAUGCGAAUUGUUAGGAUUGGUAUUGGUGGUUUCUAUUUUCAAUCUCUAGGUUGUUUUUUUGUCUGACUAGCCAGUAUUAUUUUAUUCAGUUUAAACAAUGUUUAAAAAGAGGAAAAUAAGUUAUUUGAAACAUGGAGUCAAAACACCUAGCUGUGUCAUUAAAUCCCGAAGGUGCCUCGGUCACUUUAUCAAGGCAAGCCCCACCUGUGACAAGUAUACAGUCAGGGGCAUCAACAAGUUCAGGAUAACCAAUCAAGCAAGUGGGAGAUCCAAGAGAAACGGAGAUAGAAGAGAUUAG